This is a messenger RNA of Malania oleifera, 3598 nucleotides long. RefSeq names its product pentatricopeptide repeat-containing protein At4g01030, mitochondrial. Gene Ontology annotation, biological process: RNA modification. The transcript has a single exon. Gene Ontology annotation, molecular function: protein binding; RNA binding; zinc ion binding. Bases 117 to 2945 code for a protein of 942 amino acids. The record is from RefSeq and is a predicted model, not a curated record. NCBI's taxonomy places the organism in Eukaryota, Viridiplantae, Streptophyta, Magnoliopsida, Santalales, Ximeniaceae.
CCUGGUUCCAAACCUCAGACGUCUGUAUUUUCUACGCACUCUGCACCAAUGUGGUCUCUUCAAUAUUGGUUUAACGGCAAUUUCUUCACACUUCUGCACGUACACUUCAAGCCUCCAUGGAGAAGCUCACUCCAUUGCACCACUUUAGCCCAUCUCUCCUUCAAUGUCCCCUCACCGACAAUCUAUUUAGAUGCCGUUCCACCACUCUUUAUUCUACAGACAUCUGCCCUGAAAAUUCACCUUUUUCUUCUUCGUCUUCUUCUUCUUCUUCUUCUUCUUCUUCUUCACUGAGAGUCACGCCAAACUUUCGCUUCCUCAAUGUCUCGAACGAGCUCAAUUCUUUAAAUUCAGUAAAAAGAACGCAUGCCCAGAUAAUAAAAAUGACGAAGAUGUGGAAUUCAGAUGCCCUGGCAAAGAGUUUGAUUACAUUUUACUUGAGUUUUGGUGAUUUUAAGUCGGCCGCAACAGUUUUCUUUGUGGGUUUUGCACGGAACGAUCUAUCAUGGAGUCCAUUCCUAAAGGAUUUUGAAAAUGCAGGUGGAAAUCCACUUGAAAUUCUUGAGGUUUUCAGCGAAUUGCAUCGCAAAGGGGUGCUAUUUGAGAGUAAAGUUCUUGCUUCUGUUUUGAGAACUUGUGCGGUUUUAAUGGACUCAUGGCUUGGUGUGGAAAUUCAUGCUUUGUUAAUUAAGAAGGGCUUUGAUGUGGAUGCUUAUUUGAACCGUGCACUGAUGAAUUUUUAUGGGAAGUGUUGGGCUAUAGACAGCGCAAAUAACGUGUUCUACGAAAUGCCGAACAAAGAAGAUGCAUUGUGGAAUGAUGCAAUUCUAGUGAAUUUUCAGAACGGGAGACCAGAGAGGGCUCUUCGACUUUGUCGAGAAAUGCAGUUGUCAUUUGUGAAACCCAACAGCUCUACUAUUGUCAAACUACUGCAAGCAAGUGGAAAGGAGGGAGCUCUCAAUCAAGGAAAGCAGAUUCAUGGGUAUGUUUUACGGUUUGCCCUGGAAUCAAAUAUGUCCAUAUGCAACUCUAUGAUUAGCAUGUACUCCAAAAACAAUAAACUUGAACUGGCUAGAAAAGUUUUUGAUUCAAUGGAAAUCCGUAAUUUAUCUUCAUGGAACUCUAUCAUGUCGGGCUAUGCUGCUCAUGGUUAUUUAAAUGAUGCAUGGAAUCUUUUCAAAGAAAUUAAAUCCGUGGGUAUGGAGCCAGACUUGGUAUCCUGGAAUUGCCUUCUAUCGGGCCAUUUCCUUCAUGGGUUGUACCAUGAAGUCCUCAUAAUUUUGCGGAGAAUGCAAGACGAAGGUUUGAGGCCAAACUCAAGCUCCAUUACUAGUGCUCUUCAAGCAAUCAGUGAAAUGAAGUUAUUGAUAUUGGGAAAGGACAUCCAUGGCUAUGUGAUAAGAAAUGGACUCGACUAUGAUAUAUAUGUGGAAACAUCACUGGUAGAUAUGUAUGUGAAAAAUGAUGACUUGGGCAGUGCUCAAGCAGUUUUUGAUAAUAUGAAGAGUAGAAAUAUUUUUGCCUGGAAUUCUCUAAUUUUAGGAUAUUCCCUCAAGGGCCAUUUUGAAAAUGCUUUGAAGCUGUUGAAUUUGAUGGAGAAGGAUGGAAUUAAACCUGACUUGGUGACAUGGAAUGGUUUGGUUUCUGGGCAUUCAAUGUGGGGCCACACAAGGGAAGCUUUGGCCACGAUCCAUCAAAUCAAAAGUGUGGGCUUGACUCCCAAUGUGGUUUCAUGGACUGCUUUAAUAUCUGGCUGUUCACAGAAAGGAAACUAUGAGGAUUCCCUGAGAUUUUUUACUGAAAUGCAGCAAGAACGUAUCGAGCCCAACUCUGUCACCGUGUCUAGCUUGGUUCAGGCUUGUGCAGGCCUGUCUUUGUUACAGAAGGGUGAAGAGGUACAUUGCCUCAGUAUAAGAAAAGGUUUCAUUGACGAUGUAUGUGUUGCAACAGCUCUUAUUGAUAUGUAUUGUAGGUCAGGCAGAAUAAAGAAUGCCCAUGGAAUUUUUCAGGGGAUUCAAAACAAAACAUUGGCCUCUUGGAAUUGCAUGAUUAUGGGAUUUGCCAUCCAUGGCCUUGGAAAAGAGGCAAUUUUGCUUUUCAAUGAAAUGUGUAAGUUGGGUAUCCAGCCAGAUGCAAUAACCUUCACAGCCAUACUCUCUAGUUGCAAGAAUUCGGGUUUGUUGGAUGAAGGAUGGAAGUUCUUUGAUUGUAUGAGCAUUGAUUAUAAAAUAGUGCCAACAAUAGAGCAUUACUCUUGCAUGGUUGAUCUUCUCGGUAGAGCUGGGUAUCUAGAUGAAGCUUGGGAUUUCAUUCAAAUGAUGCCAUUAGUGCCCGAUGCUACUGUUUGGGGUGCUCUUCUUGGAUCUUGUCGAAUACAUAAAAACUUGGAGCUUGCAGAGAUUGCAGCAAAGAAACUUUUCAAGUUGGAACCAUAUAAUUCUGCCAAUUAUGUUAUAAUGAUGAGCUUAUAUGCAAUUUUGAAAAGAUGGGAGGAUAUGGAUCGUCUGAAACGCAUGAUGAGAGUUGUAGGGGUGAAGAAUCGCAAUGUAUGGAGUUGGAUUCAAAUUGAUAACACAAUCCAUGUGUUUUCAGAAGAAAGGUCCCAUCCAGAUGAAUGGAAGAUAUACUUUGAGUUAUAUCGGCUGGUUUCUGAAAUGAAGAAAUUGGGUUAUGUGCCUGAUAUUGACAGUGUCUAUCAAAACAUUGAUGAGAAAGAGAAGGAGAAGGUGCUGAUGGGUCAUACUGAGAAGUUGGCCAUUACUUAUGGACUGAUUACGAUGAAAAAUAAGAGACCAAUCAGGGUGAUUAAAAACACAAGAGUCUGCUCUGAUUGUCAUGCAGCAGCAAAAUACAUUACGUUGGUAAAAGGUAUUGAGAUAUCCCUCAAGGAUGGUGUCCGUUUUCAUCAUUUUAGGGAAGGGAGGUGUUCCUGUAAUGAAUGCUGGUAAUAACGGGCAUACUUGCUUUAGAGGUAUCACUUCAAAUCAUAGUAUGAAAGUGAUGGAUAUGAAGUAGUUGGAUAAUAACAUACUUGCAAAGAAGAAAAAAUGCAGCAAAGUGUCAAUGAAAUGAAGAAUAGACUGUCCAAUAAUUGGUGCGGAUUUACCAGCAUGAGAGUUGUGGCCAAGGAAGAAAUGGGUGCUGCAGGAUUCAACUAAAGUACAUCUGCAAGCAUAUAGUUCACAGUUAAUGAUUCUCAACCGCAGGAGCUGAGUCUGUUAAUACUAUGCAUAUUAUACAACCUAUAAAAAUGCUGACAAGCGUAAUGUGAGAAAAAUACAUUUAACGCCUUAGAAAGAGCAGCAAUGAUGGGUGUUUUCGCACUUUCUUUUACUUUCCAAACUGGAGUCAUGUGGCUCCGUUGGAAUAGGGCUUUUUUGCAAAUUCUUGCUCCCCAAAACCAUAUUUUUCCCUCAUUUUUGGAAGCAAUUAUUUGCGUCUAUUUAAUUAAUUGUUUGUGUUAAAAGUAAUUUGUAAUUUGCUUGCAGCAAUUAAUGCCAGCACCUGCCAGCACCCAACCGACAUUGCAUGCCUACAAAGGCAUUGCUGCAUCAUGCAUGUAAUCAGAUGAAAUUGAAAAAAUAUAGCAGCUACUUAGAUC